Molecule: messenger RNA, 2397 nt
Organism: Aedes albopictus (Asian tiger mosquito)
Lineage: Eukaryota; Metazoa; Arthropoda; Insecta; Diptera; Culicidae
Gene: lace
Product: serine palmitoyltransferase 2
Exons: 7
Coding region: 333-1997 (554 amino acids)
Biological process (GO): sphingosine biosynthetic process; ceramide biosynthetic process
Cellular component (GO): serine palmitoyltransferase complex
Molecular function (GO): pyridoxal phosphate binding; serine C-palmitoyltransferase activity
Source: RefSeq, a predicted model, not a curated record
UAACUGUCAGUUUCGGUCGGCCCGGUGGAUAGAGAUAUUGGGUGACUGCUGGCUGGUUGCACGUACCUUCCGCAGCGGCAGUCCUUGCGCCGCCGUUCCGUCGUCCCGUGUGCGUGUGUGUUGUGGCCUCUUCAGCCCUCUAUUGCGGUUUUGACUUUUUUCCAUUUGCAUAUAUCGAUUUUGUGUGCGCGGAUCCAGUGGUGCGCGAGUGGCGGAGCAGCGAAAAAGUUGUGGCACGGUGAAUUUUAGAAAGUUUGCUUUUCUUCGGGUACGACGGAUUCGAAAACGGGACAUUUUUUUGGUGAAUUGGGGGUACGUUUUUUCGAUAGGGGAUGACCGAGUUGAAGGAAAACGGCCACGCCUUGCACAAUGGCACCGUGGUGAAGAAUGGCCACCACGUCCCGCUCCGGUCCCGGUUCCCGGAGUUUCAACAAACCAAUGGCACCACUAAGAACAUCUCGAAUGGCUUCAGCAAACAUCAGCCUGAAUCGCUGCCUCAGAUGAUGUACGAUGAUUACGGGAGUGAACCCGAGCCCCAGAAGUCGUCGUACGAGCAGGUGCCACUCCACACCGCCUGUUUCACCUACCUGGGCUUCUAUCUGCUCAUGAUACUCGGUUACAUAAAUCAGUUGUUCUUCACCCCCAAAGUGGCAACCGAAAAGCACCGGGACGGAUACGUGCCACUGUAUGAUGCAUUUGAAAAGUUCUAUCUACGGUACGUCUAUCGGCGGGUGAAGGAUUGCUGGAAUAGACCGAUCUGCAGCGUUCCUGGCUCGGAGGUGACACUCAAGGACAGAAUCACCAAAGACUACGGUUGGUCGUUCGAGUUCACCGGUACCGAGACCAGAUGUCUGAACCUGGGCUCGUACAACUAUCUCGGCUUUGCCCAGAACGAAGGCCCAUGUGCAGACGAAGCCGAGGAAUCCAUCAAAGCCUAUGGACUGGCGGCCUGCAGCUCACGGCGGGAAAUCGGUACCAACCCACUGCACGUCGAGCUCGAGCAGCUGACGGCCCGAUUCCUCGGCGUUGAGGAUGCCAUUGUGUUCGGUAUGGGCUUCGCCACCAACUCGCUCAACAUUCCCACGCUGAUCUCGCCCGGCUGCCUGGUGGUCAGCGACGAGAAGAACCACGCUUCGAUCAUUCUCGGCCUCCGGCUGUCCGGGGCGGUCACAAAAGUGUUCAACCACAACAGUAUGAAGGACCUGGAACGCGUCCUGCAGGAGUCGAUUGCGGCCGGUCAGCCCAAGACUGGCAAACCCUGGAAGAAGAUCCUGAUCAUCGUCGAGGGUGUGUUCAGCAUGGAGGGAUCGAUCGUCAAACUGCCGGAGAUUGUUGCACUGAAGAAAAAGUACAAAGCUUACAUUUACCUGGACGAGGCGCACAGCAUUGGAGCUACGGGGCCCUCGGGCCGAGGUGUCCUCGAUUUCUACGGCGUCGAUCCCAACGACAUCGACAUUCUGAUGGGAACAUUCACCAAAAGUUUCGGUUCCGCCGGCGGGUACAUCGCUGGUAGCAAAAAAUUGAUCAACUUCCUGCGAGUUCACAGCCACGCACACUGCUACGCUAGUUCAAUGUCUCCACCCGUCACGCAGCAGAUUCUCACCUCUAUGAAGAUUAUCAUGGGACUGGACGGCACCAACGAGGGCAGCAAGCGCAUCGAUCAGCUAGCCCGAAAUACCAGAUAUUUCAGAAAGCGACUGGCACAGAUCGGUGUCAUCACGUACGGCCACGAGGAUUCGCCCGUCGUUCCGAUGUUGGUGUAUCUUUUCUCCAAAAUUGGUGCCGUCGUCCGUACGCUAACAUCGAGUAACAUUGCCGUCGUGGGCGUUGGAUUCCCCGCUACGCCCAUCAUGGAGGGCCGGAUCCGGUUCUGCUUGUCGGCGGCACACACCAAAGAACAGCUAGACUACGCCCUGUCGGUGAUUGACGAAAUCAGCGACACCCUUGGACUCAAGUAUUCGCGGAAACCGCGCGAUACGCGGACAAUAGAGUACUAGUGUUAUUGUUUGUUUGCCCGCCUGAGACAAACGGCGAUGAAUGAAGUGAGGAUUGAAUCACACAAACUCCGACACAGAGACACACAAACACACAAACACGCAUGCAUCCAUAAACUUAAACACUAAGAUAGAGAGAGAAAAAAAGCAAAAGUAUGCCUUAUUAUGGUUAGACGAGAAACUGAACAAAUCCACAUUUUAGCGUCGACUAUGCUGCCGCAAUUAUUUGAGGGAAUUGCAUUCAUUGUGUAUUAUUAUUAUUUAUGAAAGUGUUUUUUUUAAUUGUGGUACUUUUUGUUAAAAGUUAUUUCCCGUUACAUUCAAUAACAUUUAUUGUAAGAUGCAUUAAAGUUGAAAUUGUGAAACAAUACAAAAUGCUACCAGCUUUGUAAUAAUAGUGAAA